GUUAGCAUCUCGACUGCUUCAAGGCUAGGCGCACCUGCCCCAGGAUUCUCCUCCGAUUUCAGUUGCUGUUCAACAAUGAUCUUGGAGUUAGUGACUCUCGUCGCCCUCACGAUCUUUCCAAGAGGAAAGGUUGUGUUCGGUCAGGAAUCCUGUGUAGAUGGAUGCCCAACAAUCCGUCUGUUGGGCCUCAUGGUGCCCCUGGAAGACGAACCCCACGGCAUAGGGGCGUGGCCGAGGGAUGGCGAGGUCACCGUCAGCGGCCCAGGGUUCAACUGGAAGGGGGAGAGGCUGGCGGGGGCUCCCGGGCGCUGGCAUGACAUCACCACCACUUCCGGUCCUCCGUACUGUGUGACCGCUCCGACACUGCGAGAGACCAGAAGCUGUGGACCUGACCAAUACCUGGAAGUGAAGACAGACCAUCCAAGUUCCUGGAGGCUGGACUGUGACCGUUCCUCAUGCGGCUGCCAUACCGAGCGACUGAUAGCACUGCGCGUUCCCGUGGACGAGGCUGUGAAGAUCUACUGGUGGCCGGGAGAGACUUCGUCAGCGCGAACCAUCGGGCCCGGCCUGUGGAAGACCUUGGCGGUGGACGAAGGAGCGAGGAGCCAGUGGCACGAUAUACAAGUUCUGCCGCCGCUGGGAGGCAAGAAGUGUGGUCUUGUGAGCGACAGCCUUGGAAAGCGGUUUGCCUGCGGUCAAGUAUCUAAUGAGACAUCCUCCAUAUACAUUCAGAGCAGCAUUGCAACAGGCUGGGCUCCGAGCUACUGGGCAUUCGGUUGCACAGAAGCCCCAAGAGCACCACCUCAACCAAAGGCUACUUUCAAAACACCAAGGCCAGAUACACCGAGCCGGGAAACACCAAGGCCAGAUACACCGAGCCGGGAAACACCAAGGCCAGAUACACCAAGCCGGGAAACACCAAAACCAGAAUCAACACCACCACCCACAGUCAUACACCAACCAGUCCCCGUGCCGCUAACGGAAGAGCCAGUUACAGAAUGCUCUGGAUUCCGCGCGUCAGGCCUUAUGGUGCCCUUGGAAGACGCUCCACACACACUUAAGUGGCGGCCGGAAAACAAUGCCUCGUUGACACUUCGAGGCCCGGGGCUGCCGUGGGUCGGGGAGAAGCUGAGCGCGUCCCGUGACACCUGGCAUGGCAUCUUCACAACAGGUUCUCGACCGAAGUACUGCGUCUCCGUCCCCACGCUCCGAGCCGCCAAGAGCUGUGGUCCUGAGCAAUACCUCGAAGUGAAGGCUGAAGGACCAGCUUCUUGGCAGUUGGACUGUGACAAUUCCUCGUGUGGAUGUUACACACAGCGGCUGAUCUCACUGCGCUUGCCCCUGGGAGAGAGCAGCAGGCUGUCCUGGUGGCCUGGUCAAGCCACGAGCCUGCGAGUGAUUGCACCUGGAGUUUGGAGGAUGCUUGAGCUGGACGAGUCGGCCAGGUACCGUUGGCAUGACAUCACUGUCCAGCCUGAAUAUAAUGGCACUUCAUGCAGUCUCUCCAGCACCAGUCUUGGGAAGACCCUCGCCUGUAACCUCGAGGUCACGUCUUCGUCAACUAUUUACGUUCAGGGCAGCGAUUCCAACGGCUGGACACCAAGCUACUGGUCUUUCGGUUGUGCGGGCGUUCCACAGGAGUGCUUGAGAACACCGUAGAACUCCACCUGCAAAACUAGCCUCAACGACGAAAAAAGAUGAACAAUACAGAAAACUCAGUCAUUGGGGUGGAAGAAUAAGCAAAAAUAUAGAAUACUUUCUCAGAACGAGUGCUAGCGUGUGUGUGUGUGUGUGUGUGUGUGUGUGUGUGGCCGAGCAUUAUAUUGGAGGUUAGCUCUCUAUACGCCCAAGAUUCUAGCCACGAGGAUACCACCCAAGCCAUCGCUGAUUUCUUUAGCUAAUUCAAUAAAGAAAUAUACAUA
This is a messenger RNA of Penaeus vannamei (Pacific white shrimp), 1922 nucleotides long. The record is from RefSeq and is a predicted model, not a curated record. Lineage: Eukaryota; Metazoa; Arthropoda; Malacostraca; Decapoda; Penaeidae.